This is a messenger RNA of Olea europaea var. sylvestris, 708 nucleotides long. RefSeq lists its product as uncharacterized. The record is from RefSeq and is a predicted model, not a curated record. The transcript has 4 exons. The coding region runs from base 1 to 708 and encodes 235 amino acids. NCBI's taxonomy places the organism in Eukaryota, Viridiplantae, Streptophyta, Magnoliopsida, Lamiales, Oleaceae.
AUGAUUCCUUUUCAAGUCCUCCAACUCAACAAGGAUAACUACAACAAUUGGAGCAUAAGGAUGAAAGCAUUGCUCGGGUCGCAAGAUGCAUGGGAGAUCGUAGAGAAAGGCUACAUGGAGCCACAAGACGAGUUUGCUCUAUCCCAAGCACAAAGGGAUAGUUUGAAGGAUGCAAGGAAGAAGGACAAGAAGGAGCUCACCCUCAUAUAUCAAGCCUUAGAUGAAGGCAUGUUCGAAAAAGUAGCUUGUGCUACUACGAGUAAGGAAGUAUGGGAGAUCUUGCAAAACUUCCACAAAGGAGUUGAGAAGGUGAAAAAGGUUCGACUUCAAACACUUCGAGUUGUAGCCAUUGAGGAAUCUAAAGAUCUAGAUAGUAUGAGUGUCGAUCAACUCAUGGGAUCUUUACAAGCCCAUGAGGAAAGACUAAGGAAGAAGGAAGGUUCGAUAGUAGAAGAAGCCAAAGAGAAAGAGGACGAGGCCAAGAUCGAGGAAGAAUUGCAUUCUACAAGGAGGAAAGAAGAUAAAGUUCAUUUUCUACCAGAGGUCGUGGAAGAGGAAAAUGGACGAGGCAAAAUGAAGGACCAAAAAUGUAGAAAUAUUACUAACCAAGUUGAGGAGAAAGCUAACGACGCUUAUCAGGAAAGUGAAGUAGAUCCUGUACUACUGUUGGCUUACAAAGGUGAAGAGAGCAGAGAAAAGAAUACUUGA